AAAACGGUAGUGUUCACGCGCGAACGCACCCAUAAGAAACACGGGGGGAGCGGGGCGCGGAGGACGGAACGCUGCGCGCCGACGCCAUUGCGACCGCCGACCAGACCUUGUUCAACUCGCAAGCGAGCGAGCGCAUUCCGCCCUUCUUUAUUACAUUUCCGUUUGUGUGUCAGUUCUUUUUUAUUGUUUUUCUAUACAAAUUAUACAAAUUAAUCCAAAAUACAGUCCACCAUUAUUGAAGAGCACCCCUAACAUUGGUCCUUCCACCGGUAAAGAAGAAGCGUUGCAAUAACUUCAAGUAAUAAGCGGCGGAGCCAUAACCACGUGCGCGUCUAUUGUGUCGUGGCAUCAUUUCGUCGAGCGAAGAUUGAACAACUCUCCACUCAUCACUGCAAACACGUGCGCCGAUCUAUUGCGCCGUGGCAUUAUCAUUGUCGGUGACGAGUGAAAUCUUGAAAAUUGAACGAGCCUCCAGUGAAGACACGUGCGCUGAUACAUCGCGGCGUGGCAUCAUUCCUGGCACAACACAACCCGUGAAGAUCUGAAGAGAGGACACAACGUGCCGCCGCUCUGGGGCCGCUGCAUCGCUGCUCGAGAUAGUCUGUAAAAACACGGACGUGUUGUGAGUUCGUUCCAUUUUUUCCUUCAUUCACACCUUGCAUUAAUUGCACUUUUCCUUUAAAUUUAAUUCAUCCAUUUUCCCUCUAUUUGUGUUGGCACAAGCUAUUCAUUUUGCACGUGCUAUAUGCAUUACUUCGCUUUGCUAAGCGUGGGGCGGUCGCCAUUUUGAGUACACAGUUUUUCACGAAAUUGGUUGUAUUCAGUGCUUAUUUUUCAACGAAUAUCGCAUGUGGGACAGAUAACGGCUAGCUAGCACGCAUGCAAUUAGCUGUUAAACCGCAUAAUCUAGGUGUGUGAGCGUUGGUGCCUAUUUUUCAUUGCCGAUUUACAUUCCGAUAUUAUUAAGUACUUUAUUGUUCGUUUUUCUAUUGCACGAUGGCUGAUAUACUCAUAAGAAGGCGUGGUUCGAUGAAGGCGAAGCUCACUAAUUUCAGUAAAUAUCUCAGUGUUCUCGAAAGUAAUGAUGAGUUGUCUGACUUGCAAGUGCUUGACCUUGAAAGUCGACUUAGCAAAUUUGAAAAACUAUAUGGUGAAUUCGAUACAUUGCAGACCGAGAUUGAGCUGUUAUCCGAUAAUCCAGACGACGCUCAUGCUGAUCGCUUCAAAUUUGAAGAAAUGUACCAUAACUUGAUUGCCACGGCGCGGAAAGUCAUCACUACUGAGCAGGGGCAACGACGGCAGGAGCAGACUUCUGCAGGUUCCGUAUCAGGCUCCGAGGUGACAGGUGGGACGAGAAAUUUUAUACGUUUGCCUAAAAUUGACCUUCCCCGUUUUGAUGGCAGCUAUCAGUGUUGGUUAGAAUAUAGGGACACUUUUCUCUCAUUAAUACACAACAACAACAACAUUGACAAUAUUAGUAAAUUUCAUUACCUGCGCGCUUCAUUAAAGGGACAAGCCGGUGAAAUAAUAAAAAAUAUAGACUUCAAACAGGAAAAUUAUAGUAUAGCAUGGAAAUUAUUAUGUGAGCGGUAUGACAACAGUCGGUUAUUAAUAAAUAAUCAUGUCAAGGCACUAUUUAAUGCAGAGCCUAUUGUCAGUGAGACCAGUGCUGCCUUACGCCGCCUGGUUGAUGUCACAAAUAAGAACAUUCGAGCAUUGACUUUAUUGAAUGAGCCGACUAGGGACACCCUAAUUAUCUAUCUUAUGUCAUCAAAAUUAGAUGCUACUACCAGCAGGGACUGGGAAGAACACCGCAGCACUUUAGGCAAUUCACCAACAUUGCUUCAAUUUUCCACAUUUAUGAAUAAUAAGGCUGAUUUACUUGAAACUCUAGAAGAAAAUAAUAAAUUUGAUAACAUACAACCACCUAACAGUGUUAAACCUAAAAGUUUUAUAAUAACCUCACAGAAGCAAGAAACCAAAGGUAUUGAAAAAGACAAAAACAAAAUUAUUUGCCCGCUGUGUUCUCAAACUCAUUAUCUUUAUUCAUGUGUAGAAUUUAAGAAGUUAACAAUUGAAGAUCGAGUACAGAAAGCAAAAGAGUUUAAAGUAUGUUUGAAUUGCUUACGGGGUGGCCAUAUAGAAAAGCGUUGUAGAUUCACACGUUGUAAAUACUGUAAAAACCGUCAUAAUACCUUGUUACAUUUAGAUCAACCUGAGACUCAAGUUCAGGAUCCCAUGCCUAGUGUCUCCUCUAGCAAUGUGUCAUUCUCAGCAGAUAUACAGCCUACUUCUCAGAUACAUGUUUUACUUUCCACAGCUAUAGUGAGAGUGGUGAACAAUAAAGGAAAAAGGUGCAAUGCUAGAAUUCUUCUAGACAGUGGGAGUACAGCCAACUUCAUCACUGAGAAGUUGAGCAGGAGCCUUGGAUUGUCUCGAGUUGGUACUUCCUCCAGGGUAACAGCAAAAAACUAAGUGGUCGACGACAACGGGAGACAUCAAGGUGGGCAGCCUCGUCCUGGUAAAGGAUAAGGCGCUCCCACCUCUCUGCUGGCUACUGGGUCGCGUCGUACAAACGUACCCGGGGUCCGACGGUGUUGCAAGAGUUGCAGAGUUAAAAACUAAGAAGGGGACACUUCGGCGAGCCUUCAACAACAUCUGCCCGCUGCCACUCUCUUGAAGACUCCUUCAACCCGGGGAGCAUGUUCACGCGCGAACGCACCCAUAAGAAACACGGGGGAGCGGGGCGCGGAGGACGGAACGCUGCGCGCCGACGCCAUUGCGACCGCCGACCAGACCUUGUUCAACUCGCAAGCGAGCGAGCGCAUUCCGCCCUUCUUUAUUACAUUUCCGUUUGUGUGUCAGUUCUUUUUUAUUGUUUUUCUAUACAAAUUAUACAAAUUAAUCCAAAAUACAGUCCACCAUUAUUGAAGAGCA
Molecule: messenger RNA, 2937 nt
Organism: Trichoplusia ni (cabbage looper)
Lineage: Eukaryota; Metazoa; Arthropoda; Insecta; Lepidoptera; Noctuidae
Exons: 2
Coding region: 997-2475 (492 amino acids)
Biological process (GO): DNA integration
Molecular function (GO): nucleic acid binding
Source: RefSeq, a predicted model, not a curated record